AUGAUGAUGGUGGCGUGCUUCGAGGGUUCCAUGUACACAUUUGUCUUCAAUUGGACACCAGCCCUGAGCAACCAGCUGUCCACGCCCGCGUUUGGCAUGGUCUUCGCGAGCUUUAUGAUGGCGUACAUGUGCGGCUCGUCCACAUUCGACCUCCUCCGGGGCAGGGGCGCCUCCGCCGCACAGCUCGCGCAGUGGGCUUUCGGCCUCGGUGCCGUCGCGUUCCUCGUCGCGGGCUGCAUGUUCAGACUGAGCCUGGAAGUGAAGAACCUGGUCACGAUCUACGGGGGGUUCCUUCUCUUCGAGUUCUGCUGCGGGCUCUACUUCCCGUCCGUCUCCACCAUCAAGGGGGAGGCCGUGCCGGAGAGCAUCAGGAGCACCGUCUACAACCUCUACCGCGUGCCGAUGAACGCGAUUGUUCUGGCCGUCUUGCUCGGGAACAUCUCGAUGACCUGCGUGUUCGUCACUUGCUUCGUGCUACUGGCCUCGGCCGGGCUGUCCAUCAACCACCUUGGCAAGGCCGAGCAGAAGGGCCUCGGAGCGGGCGACGUGGAGAGCUACGGCACCGCCGCCGCGAGGUGCCACUGA
Messenger RNA from Prorocentrum cordatum, 585 nucleotides. NCBI's taxonomy places the organism in Eukaryota, Dinophyceae, Prorocentrales, Prorocentraceae. The record is from the annotation of a GenBank genome assembly.